Molecule: messenger RNA, 5142 nt
Organism: Osmerus eperlanus (European smelt)
Lineage: Eukaryota; Metazoa; Chordata; Actinopteri; Osmeriformes; Osmeridae
Gene: ano5a
Product: anoctamin 5a
Exons: 22
Coding region: 164-3076 (970 amino acids)
Biological process (GO): chloride transmembrane transport
Cellular component (GO): plasma membrane
Molecular function (GO): protein dimerization activity; chloride channel activity
Source: RefSeq, a predicted model, not a curated record
AGAGUUUAUUUCAGGCAGGGUAUAUUCAGAAGGGGCUACCGGCGUUAUAGUUCAUAGAUUCGUUUCUCAAAUGUAUGCAGGUGUGGACUGCGACUGAGACUUCUCUUUAAAGAGAAUAGUUUCAUCCUCCUAUAUCGUCGUGCCAACGGGCUGCAGACUAAAGAUGAAUCGAAUAACGGCAAAGUCUCGGGAUGAAACGUUGAUAGAGAUGAGCCCGGCGGUGUCUUUUAGUGAAGAGAACAAUGGCUUCCGGUCACACUCCAUAAACAGCAGAGGAUCACCCCAGGAUGAACACCCUGAGUUACCUUUAACCUCUGCUGAGUCCUGUGAGUCUCUGUGCUCCAGCCUGGCCUCUCUCCCCCUCUCUGAGCACAGUGACAGUCCCAUGUCAGAGCCCCCCUCCGUGGAACGUAUCAACACUAUGACAGGGAUUUGGAGAAAGAGGGCCCUGUUUCUGAAGCAUCGCUCCAGGGUUGACAAGCAUCAGCAGAGUAAAGACUCUAUAUUUUUCCGGGAUGGAGUGCGGAGAAUUGAUUUUGUCGUGUCCUACAUCGUUGAAGACAAGGAGGGAGACAGGAAACCAGAGAGGAGGAAGGAGUAUGAAGCGAACAUGCAGAAGGCAGGUCUGGAGCUGGAGUUGGAGGACAAGGCGGAGUCAGACAAUGGGAAGACGUACUUUUUAAAGAUCCAUGCCCCUUGGGAGGUGCUGGCCACCUAUGCAGACGUGCUCAAGAUCAAAGCACCGUUCAAGGCCAAUGACAUCCCCAACAACACAGAUGUUCCCAUGAACUGGCUCUUCACGCCCUUCCGCCUGCCUGACCACAUCAUGAACCCAGAGCCGGACUACUUCACGGCACCCUACAACAAUGGCAAGGAGGACUUCUUCCUCAUUGACAACAAAGAGACUUUCUUCUCUCCUUCCGUUCGUAACAGGAUAGUGUACUACAUCAUGUCCCGCUGCCCCUACAGCAAGGAGGACAGGGAUAAGGACAAGAAGGGCAUCAAAAGACUGUUGAACAAUGGGACCUACAUCUCUGCUUUCCCAUUACAUGAUAGUUCCUACUGGAAAAGAUCCAAGGAUCCCAACUGUGAGAGCGACAGAUACGACCUUUACAAGCACUGGGCCCGGUUCUUCUGUUUCUUCAAGGAACAGCCCCUCAACCUUGUAAGGAAAUACUACGGGGAGAAGAUAGGAGUGUAUUUCGCUUGGCUGGGCUUCUACACAGAGAUGCUGUUCUUUGCUGCAAUAGUGGGCCUCAUCUGCUUUCUCUAUGGACUCUUCACCUUUGAUGAAAAUGUGACGAGUAAAGAAAUAUGCAGUGAUGAAAUUGGAGGCAACAUCAUCAUGUGUCCACUGUGUGAUAAGAAGUGUGGAUAUUGGAAACUCAACUCUACCUGUAACUCAUCCUGGCAAUCCCAUCUAUUUGACAACUUUGGGACAUUGUUCUUCGCCAUUUUCAUGGGAAUCUGGGUGACCCUGUUCCUGGAGUUCUGGAAGCGGCGGCAGGCGCGGCUGGAGUACGAGUGGGACCUGGUGGACUUUGAGGAGGAGCAGCAGAAACUGCAGCUGAGACCAGAGUAUGAGACCAAGUGCACCAGCCGGCGGAUGAACCGCGUCACCCAGGAGAUGGAGUUGGUUUUUGAAAGGACUGUAGGGGAUCUGGUGGCCAAAGUGCUGCUGUGCUGGACUACUGUGCUCCUGUGGAUCUCCUUAAUCAUUGCCUGCAUCAUCGGGGUGAUAGCCUACCGCCUGGCAGUGUAUGCCGCUUUCGCCAGCAUCAUGAAGGACAGCCCUACCAACAAUCUACAGGUGGUGGGCUCGCUCAUCACGCCCCAGCUGGCCACCUCCGUCACGGCCUCCUGCAUCAACUUUGUCAUCAUCAUGAUCCUCAACAUGAUGUACGAGAGAGUGGCUGUCUGGAUCACUGACAUGGAAAUCCCAAAGACUCAUCUGGAGUACGAGAACAAGCUGACCAUGAAGAUGUUCCUCUUCCAGUUUGUCAACUACUACUCCUCUUGCUUCUACGUGGCCUUCUUCAAGGGAAAGUUUGUGGGCUAUCCUGGGCAAUACGUGUACAUGUUCGGCAGCUCGCUGAGAAACGAGGAGUGUGACCCAGGAGGCUGUCUAAUCGAGCUAACCACCCAACUCGUCAUAGUGAUGGCUGGUAAACAGGUGUGGGGUAACAUCCAAGAGGCUCUUGUCCCGUGGCUAAUGAACUGGUGGAAAAGCAGAAAGGCUCGUAAUCACCCAGAGAGUCUUUACAGCCGCUGGGAGCAGGACGAAAACCUCCAGAGCUUCGGUCAGCUGGGUCUCUUCUAUGAGUACCUGGAACUGGUGAUCCAGUUUGGCUUCAUCACUCUAUUCGUGGCCUCCUUCCCCCUGGCCCCUCUGCUGGCGCUCAUGAACAACAUCGUCGAAGUGAGAGUGGAUGCCUGGAAGUUCACCACUCAGUUCCGACGGCCGGUGGCCGCCAAGGCCCAUAGCAUCGGGGCCUGGGAGGAGAUCCUCAGUGGUGUGGCGGUCUUCUCCGUUGUCACCAACGCGUUUAUCGUGGCCUUCACCUCAGAUAUGAUUCCUCGACUUGUGUACAUGUACGCCUACCAACCGGACGGGGAUUUCAGCAUGAAAGGCUACAUCAACAACAGUCUGUCAGUGUACAACAUCUCAGCGUUUCCCUUCGAAAACGCACCCGAUGAUGGAGAGAGCCCUUCCUGGUUCAACAGCUCUAUCUACACCACCUGCAGGUAUCGUGACUAUCGCUACCCCUCAGGCCAUGAGAGGCAAUACUCCUACACCAUGCAGUUCUGGCACAUUCUGGCUGCCAAGUUGGCUUUCAUCAUCAUCAUGGAGCACGUGGUGUUCUCGGUGAAGUUCUUCGUGGCCUGGAUGAUCCCUGACGUUCCCUCGGACGUGAAGGCCAGAGUGAAGCGGGAGCGCUACCUCGUGCAGGAGUACCUCCACGACUACGAGGUGGAGAAGCUGAAGAACCAGCUCAGCCAGGGGAACGACUGCACCUGCACCCCCAUGAUCUACCCGUCCAUAAACACACACGAGGUACUCUCUCAGUGUCUCUAGCCCAGCGCCCAGGGCCCAGCGCCCAGGGCCCAGCACCCAGCGCCCAGCACCCUUGUCCCUGUUCUCCCGCCUUUUGGAGCCUCGUUUGGUUCCUAGUGCAAACCUGGAUGGAGGGCGAAUCCCCUCGCAUCCACUCUGUUCCUAUCUGCUGAUGAAGUUCAACAUGUGACAUAGAGGAUACGUUGUAUUGGCAAUGUGAUAGUGCCAGGUGAAUUACCUUCUUGUCAUCCGUCCUCCCAUUAUUCCUUCCUCUACGCAAGAUUAGAUUCUUGCCGAUAAAUUGUGUCAGGGCACAGAGAAUGAGUGCCUGUUGUCAGCAACUGUUCUGCAUGUACAUAUGUAGACGUACACUUGAAGUUUUAAAUCACUACGCUUAUUGCUUAUUUAUGACUCACUCUAUUUACCACUAAGGGUUUCCCUGACUCUGAGGUAAAGAGGCUCGGCUAGGUGAAAUGCUGUACAAACACUGUGCAAGCCAGGCAGCUUCUACUGUAGUGCUUAGAACAUCACAACUGUGUUUACUUGAUAAGUGCCACUACCAGUAACCAAAGACAAAUGCCUUAAAGAGAAUCAUUAUUACGUUAAGAUUUUCUUUAUCUUUCUAGUAAAUUGUCCUUAUAUUAUUAUUAAACCUAAUAUUAAUGGAAGAUUUAUAAUUUGUUGUUGUUUUUGUUCAUCUGUUUUGAAGAAAAUAUGUCAAUCAAGGGUUCCAAACUUUGUUAAAGGAUUCUUGAAUGCAAAGAAUACAUCAAGGAUAGGGCAUGAAGAGGAGAUGUAACCAAAUAAUCAGAAAUGUUUGAUGAAAAACGUUUUGCCAUUGACAAUGUAUGGUCCAUUUAUCAUAGAUGAAGAUAUGUUUUUUUUCUUUUUUUACCUUGUGUAGAAGCAGUCAAACUAUCUACGUAUGUUUAAUUAGAUUUGCUUAAAAUGUCACUCAUUUGACACAGAAGACGUGAAAGAGUUUAUGAAGAAAAUGAUCUAAUCUAACCUAAUUAUUUGAUUAAAAUUGUUUUCUCCGAGAUCCUGUUUUCAGUGUUAUCCUCCUGUAAGUAGAUCCAUCCAUCCAGAUGCAUUGCUUUCAACAGUGUACCAGCAGCACGGACUUCAGCAAGUAGGCAACAGCUGGUGCAUGUUGACUGUAAUUAAGUCUGUGUGUGUGUGUGCGUGUGUGUGUGUGGAGGGGUUCUUUUCCUGGAGGUUAGAGUGUGAAGCCCUGAGAGCGCUGAAAGAUCCCUUUUUAAUGUGCCUCUGUUUACACACUCGUUAGUGCUAAUGAAAGCUUGGCCUCACCGACUGAUGCCUAUCGCAUCCCUGUCUGCCUCCCUUACACUAAACCCAUCCGUUAUCGUUUAGCUCUUGUGUCUCUGGUUUAAUUUCUCCAAAGUGUCUCUGAUGUAAAGGACGGAUUUAACUUGUGUCCUUUUUUUUGUUUUGCACAAAGCACUUAAUGAAACCAAUCCCUUCAGUCAGAGUAAAUGCUCCAUUGUCACUAGGUCAUCAGUGCUGGGAAGCAAGGAUCGCUUUUAGGCGUGGAGCAAGUGAUUGGUAAUCUUGCCAGAAAAAAAAAACCUCUUUAAUUUCCCCUGAAAAUAACAUGUUAAAGCAUGUAUAGGGUGAAAAGUAACUUCAUCUUUUCAGUUGAAUAAAAGUUUGUCAAUAAAUGAAGGAUAUAUACAUUAAGUGUAAUAAAUGUAUGUAAGAGCAUGAGAGGUUUUUUUAUUUAAUUGUGCCCUCUGUCGAAGAUUGCUAACUGUCUCUGUCUCAGGUCCACACACAUCUAGUUUGAGAUGCAGAAAUAUUAAUGUGUUUACGACAGGAAGUGACAUGAUAACACCUAAACAUUAUUGGACAGUUCCAGUUAGCUUUUUAAUUACAUUUCUAUAUUAAAUUAACGCCUCUUUAAUGCCUUAAUGAUCAAGUUUUGUAUCUUGAAAACAUACUGUAUUUUUCUCAAACUUAUUUUUCUUAUUUUACAUUUGACUUAGUUUUUAUCUGUUGUGUUUCACAAAAUGCUUUUAUUGACUAUCUGUUUUCUAUUCCCCUCAAUAAACUGGUGGUUUACAAUA